Messenger RNA from Schizosaccharomyces osmophilus, 360 nucleotides. Its product is annotated as 40S ribosomal protein S26. Bases 1 to 360 code for a protein of 119 amino acids. Lineage: Eukaryota; Fungi; Ascomycota; Schizosaccharomycetes; Schizosaccharomycetales; Schizosaccharomycetaceae. The transcript is spliced from 2 exons. The record is from RefSeq and is a predicted model, not a curated record. Gene Ontology annotation, biological process: translation. Gene Ontology annotation, cellular component: ribosome; cytosolic small ribosomal subunit. Gene Ontology annotation, molecular function: mRNA binding; structural constituent of ribosome.
AUGACUCAAAAGAGAAGAAAUUGCGGACGUAACAAGCACGGCCGUGGCCACGUCAAGUUUGUUCGCUGCGUCAAUUGCAGCCGCGCUGUCCCCAAGGACAAGGCCAUCAAGCGCUGGACGAUCCGUAACAUGGUUGAAACUGCUGCCAUUCGUGACAUGUCCGAGGCUUCUGUAUACAGCGAGUACACCAUCCCCAAGUUGUACGUCAAGUUGCAAUACUGUGUCUCUUGCGCUAUUCACUCUCGUGUGGUUCGUGUCCGCUCUCGCGAUGGCCGUCGUAUUCGCACUCCCCCUCCUCGUGUGCGCUACAACCGUGAUGGCAAGAAGCUUAACCCAGCUACCGUCGCUAAAAACUUGUAG